AUGAUCAGAAGUCCAGAUCUGGAAUCCUUUGUUUGUUGCGCUGUAUGUUCAAAAAUAAUACCACCACCGCCUUCUAAUGCUACUUUUGAUCGGAUCCGGGAGUAUAAGCCCUUCAGGACACGGUAUUACACUCAUCAUGAUAUACUGGAGAUUGGAACGAGCAUUCAACAAGAGCAGCAUGAAAGGAAGGAAGCAGAGAUACAAGAGCGCGUAGAAAAAAUGAAGGCUGAACUUUGGUCUCAGGCCGAAAUGCACAAAGAAGAUGCAGUGGAUAAAGCUCUCAAAGAGGCAGCCGCUAACCACAGUACAUUUGUACAAGACCUUAAACAAAAACUUGGAAAGGAAAUAAGGGAAGCGGUGAGGAAGGCGAAGGUAGAGAUGCAGCAGUACAUGGAGGAGCAGCAGAGGAGGGAGGCUGAAGCUGCAGAGCAGCGCAUGGCGCACAGGCUUCGGUGUGCCCUGAUGGAAUGCGCACAGGAGAAGAUUCAAGCAGUGGCAGAAGCCAGGAAGCAGGAGCGGGAGGCGGCACUGAACGAAGCAGCCAGGCAGCACAGAAAGCACCUAGAGCAACUCAAAGAAGAAAGCAUGUUAGCUGAGGCACUAUAUCGUAAGAGAAUAGAUCAAUUAAACAAAGAAAAAUGUAAUGAGAUGAAUAUUGCCCUGAGUAUCAAACAAAAAGAGAAUCAGAUUGAGAUUGAAAAGCAGCUCAAAGAAGCAGAGAUCCUACAUCUUGAUGAGCUGGAAAAAGUGAUGGCUACGCUGAAAGCAGCAGAAGAUCAGGUAAAGACUCUCAUGCAAAAGCUGGAAAAGAUGACAGCGUGGAAGGACAGCCUGGAAAGUGAAAUACAAGCAACAAGACAAGCUUUUCAAAAGUAUAUUGAUGCCACAUUUCCUGACCUGUCCCCUGGACAAGCGGAUUUUAUUCUGCCUUUCAGAACAACAUUGGAGCAGAGGGACACCCCAGAAGAAACGGAGGGAAGUGACAAGGAAUGUGAGCGAAGGAGUACUGGAAGUGUGAGAUUCACAGCCAUGGGUAAACAGAACUUCAAGUAG
Molecule: messenger RNA, 1053 nt
Organism: Cygnus atratus (black swan)
Lineage: Eukaryota; Metazoa; Chordata; Aves; Anseriformes; Anatidae
Gene: C3H6orf163
Product: chromosome 3 C6orf163 homolog
Exons: 5
Coding region: 1-1053 (350 amino acids)
Source: RefSeq, a predicted model, not a curated record